Plenodomus lingam JN3 is the source of this 2979-nucleotide messenger RNA. The record is from RefSeq and is a predicted model, not a curated record. Lineage: Eukaryota; Fungi; Ascomycota; Dothideomycetes; Pleosporales; Leptosphaeriaceae.
AUGAACCAGUGGACCUCAAUGGCAGCCCACGGCCAGGCACGCCGUCCUCACGCGCCACUCUUUUCAGGCGGUGCACGGCCUGUAUCACGCGAUUCAGAGGCGACCAUGGACAUGAGCGACAUGACAUCCAUACCAAUGGACGACAAGGACGAUCCAUUCACCGACUAUGGCGACGACCGGCCCGAGCUGCGCUCGCGUGAUUCCUACAUGACGGACGAUACCUACACAGAUGUAUACACAGCUGCAGAUGACGAGAAAGCCGAGCACUACGGGCCGGCUCCCGAUGGUGCACAAGCAAGACGAGGUGUCCGCGAUGCAGUCAUGACCAAGAAAGAAGUUCGCCUGAUCAACGGCGAACUCAUCCUCGAGUGCAAGAUCCCCACCAUCUUGUACAGUUUCCUUCCCCGCCGCGACGACAUCGAGUUCACCCACAUGAGAUAUACGGCCGUAACAUGCGAUCCUGACGACUUUGUAGACCGAGGAUACCAACUGCGCCAGAACAUUGGAAAUGCACGUGAAACAGAACUCUUCAUCUGCAUCACCAUGUACAACGAGAAUGAGAUUGACUUUACCAGAACUAUGCACGGCGUGAUGCAAAACAUCAGUCACUUUUGCUCCCGCAUGAAGUCACGAACGUGGGGAAAGGAUGGAUGGCAAAAGAUUGUGGUAUGCAUCAUUGCUGAUGGUCGAGGAAAGGUCCAUCCGCGCACACUCGACGCCAUUGCUGCCAUGGGAUGCUAUCAGGAGGGCAUUGCAAAGAAUCGCGUGAACCAGAAGGAGGUCACGGCUCACGUGUACGAGUACACUACCCAGGUGUCUCUAGAUUCAGAUCUCAAGUUCAAGGGUGCUGAAAAGGGCAUUGUUCCCUGCCAAAUGAUCUUUUGCUUGAAAGAGCGCAACUCCAAGAAACUCAACUCACAUCGUUGGUUCUUCAGCGCUUUUGGCCGAGCACUCAAUCCAAACGUCUGUAUUCUUCUCGAUGUCGGAACCAAGCCUGGUCCAAAAGCACUUUACCAUCUCUGGAAAGCGUUCGACACCGACUCGUCCGUUGCUGGAGCUGCAGGCGAAAUCAAAGCCGGUAAAGGCAAAGCCUGGCUUGGGCUGCUCAAUCCGCUUGUAGCGUCGCAAAACUUUGAAUACAAAAUGUCGAAUAUUCUGGACAAGCCCUUGGAGUCUGUUUUCGGGUACAUCACCGUAUUGCCAGGAGCGCUUUCGGCGUACCGCUACCAUGCGCUGCAAAACGAUCACACCGGUCAUGGUCCGCUGAGCCAGUACUUCAAGGGAGAGACACUACACGGGCAGGACGCCGAUGUGUUCACCGCCAACAUGUAUUUGGCUGAGGACCGUAUUUUGUGUUGGGAACUGGUGGCAAAACGCAGUGAGCAGUGGGUCUUGAAGUAUGUGAAAGCCGCUACUGGUGAGACAGAUGUGCCAGACACCGUACCUGAGUUCAUCUCUCAACGACGACGUUGGCUCAACGGUGCUUUCUUUGCCGCUGUAUACUCACUACUGCACUUCAAGCAGGUGUGGGCCACUGACCACACAAUCUGGCGAAAGAUCCUCCUUCACAUUGAAUUCGUUUAUCAAUUCGUCCAGCUCUUGUUCACCUUCUUUUCGCUUGCCAAUUUUUACCUGACGUUCUAUUUCGUUGCUGGUUCACUUGCGGAUCCAGAACUCGAUCCAUUCGGCCACAACAUUGGAAAAUACAUCUUCUACAUCUUGCGGUACACUUGCACGCUACUCAUCUGCAUGCAGUUCAUUCUCUCUAUGGGUAACCGACCGCAGGGUGCCAAAAAGAUGUUCUUUUGGAGCAUGGUUAUGUACGGUAUCAUCAUGGCCUAUACCACUUUCGCAUCCUUUUACAUUGUCAUUGUCCAGCUCAAGGAUCCGCAGGCGGAGAAAUCCAUUGGGAACAACGUCUUUACCAACUUGAUUAUUUCGACAGCCACGACAAUCGGUCUGUACUUCCUGAUGUCUUUCAUGUACCUGGAUCCCUGGCACAUGUUCACUUCGAGCGCGCAGUACUUUGCGCUCUUGCCCAGUUACAUCGCCACACUUCAAGUGUACGCUUUCUGCAAUACGCACGACAUCACUUGGGGUACCAAGGGAGACAACGUCGCCAAAACAGACUUGGGUGACGCCAGGGCCAAGAACGGAAACGUCGUCGAACUCGAAAUGCCAUCGGAGCAACUUGACAUUGACUCUGGCUAUGACGAAGCACUUCGCAAUCUUCGUGAUCGUGUCGAAGUUCCAGAGCCACCAGUUUCGGAAUCUCAACAACAGGAAGACUACUACAGAGCAGUGAGAACGUACAUGGUGGUCAUCUGGCUCAUCAGCAACGCUAUCCUCGCCAUGGCCGUGUCGGAGGCCUACUCUAAUCGCAAGGUGACCAACAACUUUUAUCUCACGUUUAUUCUGUGGUCUGUUGCAGGGUUGGCCUUUUUCCGCGCCAUUGGCUCCUCAACCUUCCUCAUUAUCAACUCGAUACAGGCCAUCAUGGAGACAAAACUCAAAUGGGAAGAUAAAAUGGAAGACAAGAAGACCUCGAGAACUGGGCUUGGUGGUGGGCGACGCAAGUUUGGCCGCUUCAGCCGAUUCGGCUGGGGUUGGGGCUGGGGCGGUGGCGGCACUGGGGAGGAAGUAGCGUUGGGCGAUGAGAAGACCGCUUUUGGUUAUGAGGUGGGAGCUAUCUUCCUCAUACGCCAACAAACAGACUUGUCAGUAGCCACGCCACAGAGCCAUACACCAUACCGCCCAGGCAGACCAAAAAAUCCCGCAAGCUCACAGCCCAUCGCCGUACCCCCGCCCCUCCACCAUUCCACCAUUUUCCAUCUCCGGCACCAAAGCAACAGCAACCGCAUACUCCCCAUCAUGACUAAUACUAACCUCACAAACCUGGCCUUCCAACGAGCCAAAAACCUCGUCACCAUCCACCCGCAAAUCCCCCUGCUCACCAUCAGACACAGCAGGUACGCGUGA